UUAAUUGUUAGACCGUUGUGCUAGAAACUGUUUGAUGAUGCUGCUUCACUGAAGCAGUACCCCUGCCAACCUGUGUGGGGUUACCUAUCAGCAACCUUCAGUCCCCUUGUACCUUUCCGCUAAUAGUUUUCCCUGGAGGUGCGGUUCCCCUGGGCUGUGUUGAGGUGCUUUUCCUCUCCUGAAUAAAACCACUAACCUAAAUGGCUCUAUCUUACGGUUAGCAGAUCAAAACUGGAGCAAACAACAUACAAGCUGCUGGCUGAUAACAUAGAAUGGCUUCUGUGAAAGAUCCAUUAACAAAGGAGCUGGAGGAGGAACUGAAACUGAACACAGACGAUCUCCGUAGCCACGCCUGGUUCCAUGGCCCUAUCCCACGACAGGAAGCAGAGGCACUGAUUGAGAGAGAUGGAGAUUUCCUCAUCCGCGAGUCCCGUUCCAGUCCGGGGGACUAUGUACUGAGCUGCACCUGGAAACACGAGUCUCUCCAUUUCAAGAUCAUACACGUGGUCCUGCGGCGCAAGGAGUCCUACACCCGAGUGCUGUACCAGUUUGAAAAGGAGAGCUUUGAUAACCUCCCAGCACUGGUGCGAUUCUAUGUGGGGAACCGCAGGCCAAUUUCAGAGAAAAGUGGAGCGAUAAUCUUCCACCCAGUAAACCGCACUGUACCCUUGAGGUGCAUAGAGGAAAAAUAUAGAAAAGCAUCAAAUCAAAGAUCACAACAUGGACCACAGGCAGUCAAAAGCAAUGAUCAAAAUAAAAGAUUCAGCUUAAAUCUAUUCGAAGGAGUAUCUUCAGGCCAGCUUGAAGUGGAUAGUAAUCUUUUGAGGAAUAAGGACAAGAGUGGCAGCCAUCCAAAUAUUCUGGAUUGGAAUGACAUAAAGCCAUUGCAGUCUGCCCAGUCUGAUAGCUACCUUUCUGGAGGACCCAGGGACAUCAUUCAAGCAAAUGAAACACAGAAAUUAAUUCGAUCUUCAUCAGUGAUGUAUAGAGCGGGGAGUGACCCAUUAAUAAACCCCAAAGUGGGCCCAAGACGCCUUUAUUCCCAGUCUAGCAUUGGGUCAAGAGGUUCUGAAGGACAGUUACACUUGAAGGCACCUCCAAAACCACUCAGAAUUCCGUCCAUUGUGGUUCCGGAUGUUCCUACAGAUCCACUGUUAGAUGGAAGCGUCUACUGCGAGCUAGUGCCACACGUUCUAAAGUCCGGCCAGAAAACUUCACCGUCAAUAACUCACGUGGAGAGAUUGCGAGCUGCAGAACGAUCGAAGAUCAGGACCCGUAUGACAGACAUGAAUUUUUGCCUCCUGGAUUUAGAUAUGAACUCAGUCUCUAUGAAGGCCUGCCAAGAGGAAGCUGUGGAGGAAGAUGGUUGGACAUUCACUCAGCCACAACUGGAGACUACCAGCUCAUUUCAACCCGACACCUUUACUUCAAUCUUACUUCCGCCCGACAACAGAUCUCUAGAUCCAUCUGUGCUUAAGCAACUCAAAGAAAUAUUCAGUGAACAUGAUGCAAAGACAAUAGCACAGCAUAUUUUGAAAGUGGACUCUCAGGUUGCUCGCCUCGUCAAUGUGUCCCCAGAGCAGAAGAGGAUGAUGGGAGUGAGGUCAGGACUCGAUCUGAUCACAUUGCCCCACGGACACCAGCUGAGGAUGGAUCUCCUGGACAGACAUCACUUAAUAGCUCUUGGAAUUGCAGUGGACAUCUUGGGCUGUACGGGAAGUGUUGGACAAAGAUCUGCAGUACUUCACAAAACUAUCCAAGUUGCAGCCGAGCUGAAAGAUUCCAUGGGCAAUCUGUUUGCACUGUCAGCAGUGAUGAAAGCGUUGGAGCUGCCUCAGAUUGUGCGCCUCGAGCACACAUGGAGGACCCUGCGCAGAAAUUAUACAGAUAGUGCCAUCAAGUUCGAGAAGGAGCUCAAACCAUUCAUGAAAUCCUUGAAUGAGGGGAAAGCUGAGUUUCCUCUGCAAAAUACCACCAUUCCACACAUUAUGCCCAUCAUCAAGCUGAUGGAGACACAGUCUGUAUCUGAUUUUAUGGAAACUUGGGAUAACAUCGACUCAGACUGCGAACUGCUAUUUAGGACCCUGGAAGCAGCUCGUGUUGCAACAGUGAACACAGCAAUAUACAGAGCCAACACUGAAGCCAAACUGAAAGAUUUUCAAGCUAAAGAAGAAUUGCUAGAGGUAUUCGCGACUGAAUUUGCUCUAAGAUUGUUCUGGGGUGCCAAUGCAACUGUAGUUGCGCGCAAAGAGAGAUAUGAGAAAUUUGAUAAAAUUCUUAAUGCUUUGUCACGGAAGCUGGAGCCUCUGGGCCCUUCAGAGAUUUCUAUGACAGAACAGACACUCGAGGCCAAGGAGAAAAGAGAUACAGCACGGUAACUGGCCCUCCCAGCCCAACAAGCCUGUGCCUCCCAAUCGCACCCAUGUGACCAAUUCACCUAAUAACCCGUACAGCUUUGGACUGCUGGAGGAAACCAGAUCACCCACGUGGUUACGGGAAGGACAUCCCAACCUCCUGCAGACAGCAGCAAGUUGAACCCGAGCUGCUGACGCUGUAAUAGCGUGAUACCAACUGCUGCCCAAGAUUAUCUAUAUUUACUACGUCAGACCGAAUCUUUCCAAAUGCUCCAAAAAUAAGCAUAGAAUUGAUAUAUCCAUCAGAGACUGCCCAUCUCAGAGAUUUUGGAAACAAUCAGAUGUACAACAUACCACCAUCUAAUCGGGCUCAGCCUUCAUUUGAAAUCAGUGCAAUCUCUAUUGCUCUGUGCAUUAGAGACAGAAGUGACUGCAGAUGCUGGAAGCAAAAAUCGACUGCAGGAGGAACAUGCAUGAGAGACAUGGAGAUUCAAUGUUUCAAUUGGGACCCUUCAUCUGGACUGGUGUGCGUUUAAUUUGUUUUAAUUGUAAAAAUGCAAACUCAUUGUGAAUUUAAGCUAGUGCAGGAUGAAGCUAGCAUGAACUUGAAAAGGAAACAUGGGAGUUUUUUUGUUUUCUGGCCUAAUUUGAUGUCUAUUUUCAGCCUGCUUCUCACCACCCAAGGCUGUUACAUAAUUUUAGCAGAAUAGGACAUUUUAUCUUACAGACUUUUCUGUUGCUGUAAAUCAAGGUCAAAAUUCUCGAUAAAAUCAAAACAAGUAUUGAAAAAUUUCAUUCAUAAAAAUAAUCUUCAAAUAUUUCUUCAAAACCUUUUCUAUCUCAGCAGCUGGAACUGUUUAACCUUGUAAACAGGCUUAUUAAAGAGGACACAGCAGUUGCAUGGACAGCAGGAAUAUGAAUUCAGUACGUAAACAGACUGAGGUUUCCUGAAGGAGACUCAUGGGUGGCUCGGAUGGACUGAUUGGUGACAAAAAUCAGAAGAAAAAUACAGGAAAAAAAUGUCGCAAAAACAAAGGAGCUGGUUGUGGAUUACAGGAAGAAUAGAGUCGGGCUAACCCCUAUUGACAUCAAUGGAUCUGAGGUUGAGAGGGUGAACAGCUUCAAGUUCCUCGGCAUCCACAUCACCGAGGACCUCACAUGGUCUGCACACCAGCUGUGUGGUGAAAAAGGCACAACAGCGCCUCUUUCACCUCAGACGGUUGAUGACAUUUGGUAUGGGCCCCUGUGGUGAACUACAUAUACCUGUCUGGACACGCCCCCCCUGCUGACUGCUCCUGUGGCUCCUCCCACAGACCCCAGUAUAAAGGCGAUUGGAGGCACUGCUCCUCCCUCAGUCUCCAGGAUGUUGUGUGGUGGUCACUUGCUGCUUGUGCUUACUUCCAGCCAAUAAAAACCUACCUUAACCCACGUCUCAGAGUUAUUGAUGGUGCAUCAGCCCCCAAAUCCUAAGAACUUUCUACUGGGGCACAAUUGAGAGCAUCCUGACUGGCUGCAUCACUGCCUGGUAUGGGAACUGUACCUCCCUCAAUCGCAGGACUCUGCAGAGAGUGGUGUAGACAGCCCAGCACAUCUGUGGAUGUGAAUUUCCCACUAUUCAGGACAUUUACAAAGUCAGGUGUGUAAGAAAGAUCACUGGGGACCCAAGUCACCCCGACCACAAACUGUUCCAGCUGCUACCCAUCUGGGAAACAGUACCGCAGCAUAAACACCAGGACCAACAGGCUCCAGGACAGCUUCUUCCACCAGGACAUCAGACUGAUUAACUCACGCUGAUCUGAGUGUACUCUAUAUUACAUUGACUGUUCUAUUUAUUAUAAAUUAUUAUUAAUUACUAUGAUUGCAAAUUGCACAUUUAGAUGGAGAUGUAACACAAAGAUAUUUACUCUUUAUGUAUGUGAGGGAUGUAAGAAAUAAAGUUAAUUCAAUUCAGAUUCUGGAAAUUUGAGAUGAAAACAGAAAAUGCUGGAAACACUCAGCAGAUGAGGAAAGAAAAAUAGAGUUAAUGAUGUCUCAUCUUCAGCUUAGUUGGUGUUGAGGCAGACAUGCCAAAUUGACUAGGCAGGUAAACACCAGUUGCUUCAUUAAAUAUUAUGACUGAGGCAAUAAAUCUAGAGCAUUCUUCCCUCCUGCCCUUUGUCACUGAGCUACAUAGAAAGUAACUGAGAAGAUUGCAGGUAAGUGCAUGCAGAGUUAAUUGAACUGGUCACCUGGGUUCCUGUAAUAGGUUAUUGGAGCUGCAACAUGAAUCCUGCAUUUGGUUUAUUUUAGCAGAAAGAUGAUUCCAUUAUACAGAAGCCAAGUAAACACAAGACCUUAACAUUUUGGUAUAAUGUCCCAUAGAUUUUCUGUUUGAAAUAAUUAUUUUCACCAAAAUUACUCAAUCUCUUUUUCCUCUCCAAUUGUAAUUCACCUACAGAGAUUGUCAAAGCCUGUCUGUCUGAAUCCUUCAAUAGUCAACUGUAAGUGGAGGGUCCCACCAAAGACCAGAUAAACUGGUGGGUUGGGCCAGGUUGGGGCCUGCUGCAAUAGUACGGAUCUGUACACUCGCCAGGUCAUUUUCACAUGGUUUUCCUUUGCUAGCUGGAUACUCAGCCGGGGAAUGCAUAAAGAACUUGACCAGAGUAGUCCCACUGUCAAGAGAAUGGGCAGGGAACAGGAAGUGUAGAUGUAGCUUCAAGUGUAGAUGUCUACAAUCCACAUCUGAGUUGAGUUAGGAUAGGGAAGAAAUACACACAAGGGCUCAGAUUGGAUGUGUUCAUAUUUUAAUUUUAUACUGAGCUAAUUUCUAGACCUUACCAAUGCCUAAAAGUUGCCAAAUCCAAGACCAAGCUCCAGCUACAACCUCAACUUCCACACAGUCUUAAAAAAAAAUGACUUGCAAGUCUAUAGUAUUGUAAGCAGAACUUUGAGUGGGACUCAGCAGAAUUCUCAAGCACUAGAAAUAUUUGAUUUUCAACACAUUAAGCUUUGACUUUUCCCCUCACCACAAAAGUUAUUGAUUUCUACAUUCCCUCGUGAUAAAACGUACUCCUGUUGGAGGUUCAAAGACCAAAAGGUAAAGAAGUGCGUCUUAAUUCAACAUUGCUAAGCACAUGAUAAUAUUGGCCAUUCAACAUUUGGUUUCAUUAAAGACCUGCUUUUCCAUACAUGAACAGUAGAUACCAGAUAGAAACUGUACAGCUGUUCAGUAUUCAUCAAUGAUAACUACUGUAGCGGUGCUCUCCAAGUUUAAAACUUAGUAUAAAUAAAGCAAACAUAUAAUAUAAUUCAUGUAUAACUGUUUAAAAAGUUUCUGUUUUAGUCAUACUUAAUAUCCCCUUUCUAUUCAGUGACCAUAGGAAGAAUUUUCCCCUCCUGAUCAAGAUCUCACUGGAUGCCCAUGGGUAUCUUAUAAACAGGCAGCACAGCAGGCGCCAGAGGGUCUUUCUGCCUGCAAGAGAUAAAAAUCAAAAAGGAAUGCAAGAGUCCCUGUAAUUGUCAUAAAUUACGAGACACUUCAGAGCAACUCUGGAGAAUUGUCAGGGUUUCCCAGAACAAUUUGCUGCCUUCUUUGCCUGUCCUUUUACUGGGUAAACAAACUGUGUCUGUAACAAGAGGUUUUAUCAACAGGACUGAAGAACAUUCACUUCCAAUUCACAUAAUAAAAUCUAUACUAUCCAAUCCUCACCCAUGCAUACAAACCAUUAUCUGCAUUAUUUCUUAAUCAUCUCCAUUACACUCCCAUUUGUUCCUUCAAUCUCAACCACAAUUCUUUGAAAUCUACCUAAAUCAUUCAAUUACCAGGCAGUGCAGGGAUUGUAUCUCAUUUCCAAAAGACAGUCCCUCCAAAUCCCGCAGGGAGGAGCUAGCCAUGAGAUGUUAAAAAAAAGCCAAGCAUCAUUAUUUCAAAUAUAUCAAAGAAACAGUCAGAGGGCCUGGAAACUCAGUUCAUUGUCUAAGCACAGAAAGAAGGCAUUCAGUCUACACUGUGUUCUUUGAAAGAUCAGGCAGACUUAAUUUACCCCCACCCACUGCUGUUGUCAGGAAGUCUAUCUUCCAGUUCUUGUAAAACUCUGAUCCAAAAUUAUUUGUGGAGUUUGUUUCCAGCUCCUUUACAGGACAAACCAUCCUGCUCCUGACAAUUCUUAAAUGAAAAAUAAACUCACCACCUCCCCUCUGGGCCUAUUGCCAAUGUUUUUAAAUGCACUCACGCAUAACUAAUUCGAAGGGUUAAAUAAAAUGUGGAACGAGCCCAGGGAAUUUGCACAAUAUUCACAAGAACACUACAAAUAUUUGAGUUAAUGAGAGAUGCAUGUUGAGCUCUGUCUGGAUAGGUCCUUUGAGGAUAACUUGUUGUAAGAUACUUAGAAAGUCAGGAAAUGUCAGGUGUGUUAAAUUAAUUCCCAAUUUCCAAUUCAGUUAAAUCAUCUUGAAAAUCCAUAACAUAUGUGGACAGGAAUCUGUUGUAAAGAUACUGAAAGAAUUCUUGACUGUAAAUCUCUAAAAAGGACUCAUUAGAAUCCUGAGGAAAGUUUCCAGGAAAUGGUUAAUGCUUUAGCUUAUAGUUGGCUUCAUAAAAGCCUGAAGCUGAAGACCGGUUGAUUUUCCAUUUUGCGUUUAUCUCAUAAGGUGGUCAACCACACAUUAUGGAGUAAUUCCUAUAUUCUUCUAAUGAACACAGGCACCACAUCGACAAUAGCCAGGUUUCAGAAAUAUGUUCACUCAAAAUUUUGGGACUUUAUUGUGGAUUUUUGCUAAAGUUGUGGCAGUCCUAUCAAUUCUGAGUUGGGUCAUUGGUAAUUUCUUUGGCUGACAACACUAGUGGGAUGUCCAGGGAGUAUUGCAAUGUCAUUGAUACCAUGUUUAGAGAUUGGGAUAAAAUUACAAAGCCCUUUAAUUUUAUAAACAAGGUGCAUAGAAACUUCUCCUGCUAUCCUGACCACCAGUAAGACAUCAGAAAGCAAACUGUCCAGGCACCAUCACGAUGCUGUUGGUGAAAACUCAUUCUGCAGAAAUUGUCUCUCAGGCUUUACACAUUACAGUCCUUCAAAGGUUCAGCAUUGGUCAUAAAAUCUUUUGGGAUUUCCAGAUGAGCCCAGGUAUAUUUUCUUUAAUGACGUUUGCCUUUAAGGGUCCAGUUUUAAUCCUGCUCACUCAGUAGGAAGUUGGGUAGCUGGACAUAAUUUGCUUUCCACUACAUUUUGAACAUAUAUGAAUCUGAGCCUGGAUUAUGGAAGGACGGGGUACCAAUGAAACCUAGAGACAGUCAACAGGUCCAGGAGAACCUUUAAUUAAGAUUUUGUAAGUUGCAUGCUCAAGUGUCUCCCCAUACCAUUACAUCAUUUUUCUGUGCAUUACACUAUUGACUCACCAAUUUCAAUUAGCAUAGGUCCCGUCCCUUCAAUUCUACCCUCUUCCCACGCCAAUUACCAGCUUCGUCAUUUCCCAGACAGAUCAAGUAGAAGUAUUUCUCUACAUAGCACUGAGGUCCCAGAACUAAAAUAUGACUCUCAUGCUGACAAACUAUCCCUAGUCAGAGUAAAAGAGGUGCAAUUCCCCCAUCAGUCAAGCCUGGUGACACUUCGUUGUAAACGACUGGGAUUAGUUUUUAAUCUAACUCUCUUCCACUCACUGCAUUUUUCCAUGCCAUUAGCUGCUUUUAUUGGGAGAUGUUUCACAACAGCCAAGCUAAAUGAGAGUAGCAUCUGUAGAUGAGUGCCAGAAGACCAAAUGACGGAGUAGAUAAUGGCAGAAACCCAUAUGCUGGACAAACCAUUUAUCAGCAACACUCUAAAAACAAAUCAUAACACUCAUAUGCAUGGGAACGCAAGUACAUAUCGGUGGCUGUAUGUCCCAUAUUACAGUGAAUGUGCUUCAGAAGUGCUUCACCAGUUGUAAGAUUUCCUAAUAAAUGUGCGUCUCUCUUAUUUCAGUAAGGAUGUCUGUAAACUAACAUACAUCCAUGCACAAAACAAAUUGGAAAUGAUGGUCUAACAAUGUUAACCUGUAAAAUAAGUUGUAAUGUGUGCUCACGACUGCUUGUAUUCUGUUCCAUUUUUUAAUAAAGAAGUUUAAAAGAAACAUUUCCAUUGUACCCUUUUGAAGUUUAAUUAAUGCUGCAACGUAGGAACCAAGGCAGCCAAAGUAUACACACUGCUCCCACUGAAGGCAUUGUUUACAGUGGCCAGUUGAUGUUAUGAAUACCAAAGACAUAUUAAUGCACAUUGUAAUUAUCACUAUGUUUAAUAACUGAUAAAUAUUGUACUAUAAACAAUAUUUACAGAAAGACAUUGUUUCCUGCUUGGCAUUGCUGUCUGCCACACCUCCAACAGUGCCCAUAUGCCAUCAGCCAGGGACCACCGCUCAUUAUGUUUCGCUCCCUCAGCCCUGGUACAUCUCCUGGUGGUGGAACAGUAGCAGGAAUGUCUCCCUGCCAACCCUGCAGCUUCCAGUGAGAUUAGUCAUUCCCCACCCCCCCCCCCCACACUCAUUUCUGUCCUUCCUCUUCAGCCACAGCCAAAAGACGCCCUUUUCUGUCUCUUCAGCCAGCUCCUAAUCGUCGCUCCAGUCACUGCCGUAUCAGAGAGUAACCUUGUUGUCGAUGGUCCAACGAAAUCCCCGCAUCCUACCUCCACAGGGUAGAUGAUGUAGUCCAGCCAGCUUCCUUACCCUCAGCUGCCAGGUCUGAAUACUUCAGCCUCUUUCACAUGAGGGCAGCCUCCACUCUUCCUCUGGUAAACUCAAAUGAGGAGGACUGUCUUGGCAGCCAUGGACAGAAGUAUUGUGUCUGGGUGGAGAGACAUGGUGGUGAUUUCUAUGGGGAAUGUCUUUAUGUCAGAGAUAAUCAUCUUGCUCUUUAAAUUGUACCAUGGGAUCUACUCAAUCUAUCCAAAGAGUACAGACAGGGUCCCUAUUUGUCAUCUCACCAAAAGGACACCAUCUCUGAACUGUAGUCUUCCCUUGGCAUUGUUUUAUAAACUCAGUGUUCACUUUAUUAGGUGCACCUGCUCGGUAAUGCAAAUAUUUAAUCAGCCUACCACGUGGCAGCAACUCACUGCAUAAAAGCAUGCAGACACAGUCAAGAGGUUCAGACCAAACAUCAGAAUGGGGAAGAAAUGUGAUCUGAGUGACUUUGACCGUGGAAUGAUUGUUGGUGCCAGACAGGGUGUUUUGAGAAUCUCAGAAACUGCUGAUCUUCUAGGAGUUUCACGCACAGCGGCCUCUAGACUUUACAGAGAAUGGUGUGAAUUUUU
This is a messenger RNA of Hypanus sabinus (Atlantic stingray), 9607 nucleotides long. Its product is annotated as breast cancer anti-estrogen resistance protein 3 homolog. The transcript is spliced from 11 exons. Gene Ontology annotation, molecular function: guanyl-nucleotide exchange factor activity; phosphotyrosine residue binding. Gene Ontology annotation, biological process: positive regulation of peptidyl-serine phosphorylation; small GTPase-mediated signal transduction. The record is from RefSeq and is a predicted model, not a curated record. NCBI's taxonomy places the organism in Eukaryota, Metazoa, Chordata, Chondrichthyes, Myliobatiformes, Dasyatidae. The coding region runs from base 273 to 2378 and encodes 701 amino acids.